Molecule: messenger RNA, 4523 nt
Organism: Salvelinus namaycush (lake trout)
Lineage: Eukaryota; Metazoa; Chordata; Actinopteri; Salmoniformes; Salmonidae
Product: band 4.1-like protein 5
Exons: 25
Coding region: 249-2492 (747 amino acids)
Cellular component (GO): cytoskeleton
Molecular function (GO): cytoskeletal protein binding
Source: RefSeq, a predicted model, not a curated record
UUGCCUCCCUCUUCUUGGGACUUGUGGAAAUUAUCUCGUUAGGGUAUCGGUCGAAUAGGAAAUACAGUAGAAUACUUAUCAACCAUGGAAACAUUAGUUUUCAUUUUUUUGUAAAGUGAACAAUGCACGUGGAUUGGUUGUUAUUUUAGCCAAGUCUUUCGUGAGUUGCUAUUCCUUUAGGACUUUCGGAUCUACAAGUGGCCAUCGGCGACAGCAGCAGCAAGUGUAGUGUUCACUAGGCCCCCACCAUGCUGAGUUUCCUCCGCCGGACGCUGGGCCGGCGGUCCAUCCGUAAGCAUGCCGAGAAGGCCCGGCUGAGAGAGGCCCAGCGGGCCACCACACACAUCCCUGCUGCCGGGGAGGCCAAGUCUGUCAUCACCUGCCGUGUGUCACUGCUGGAUGGCACUGAUGUCAGUGUGGACCUACCGAAAAAAGCCAAGGGUGAGGAGCUGUUUGACCAGAUCAUGUAUCAUCUGGACAUCGUAGAGAAGGACUACUUCGGACUACGCUUCAUGGACUCUGCACAAGUACCGCAUUGGCUUGACGUUACAAAAAGCAUAAAAAAACAAGUCAAAAUCGGACCCCCAUACUGCCUUCACAUGAGGGUCAAAUUCUACUCCUCAGAACCCAACAACCUGCAUGAGGAGUUGACCAGAUAUCUAUUUGUAUUGCAACUUAAACAAGAUAUCCUCAGUGGCAAGUUGGAAUGUCCUUUCGACACAGCAGUGGAGCUGGCGGCCUUCUCUUUGCAAGCUGAGCUGGGAGACUGUGACCCUGGGGAGCAUGCCCUGGAUCUGGUGUCUGAGUUCCGCUUCAUGCCAGAACAGACUGAGGCCAUGGAGCUGGCCAUCUUCAACACCUGGAAGGAGUGCAGGGGCCAGAUGCCAUCGCAGGCGGAGAUUAACUAUCUGAACAAGGCCAAGUGGCUGGAGAUGUAUGGGGUGGACAUGCACAUGGUCAAGGCUCGAGAUGGAAAUGACUACCAGCUAGGACUGACCCCCACUGGAGUGCUGGUGUUUGAGGGAGAGACCAAGAUAGGCCUGUUCUUCUGGCCCAAGAUCACCCGUCUAGACUUUAAGAAGAGCACACUGACCCUGGUGGUGGUGGAGGAUGACGGAGAAGAGGCUCAGGAGACCGAGGAGGGUAAAGAGCAGGAGCACACGUUUGUGUUCCGUAUGGACCACCCCAAGGCCUGUAAGCACCUGUGGAAGUGUGCUGUGGAACACCAUGCUUUCUUCCGGCUCCGCGGCCCGGUCCAGAAGGGCUCAGCACGCUCCGGGUUCAUACGCAUGGGAUCACGCUUCCGCUACAGUGGGAAGACUGAGUACCAGACCACCAAGGGCAACAAAGCCAGGAGGUCUGCAUCGUUUGAGAGGAGGCCCAGCCGACGCUACUCCAGGAGGACCAUGAUGAACCGGGGAGCCAACAAGCCCCAAGAUCACAACAAUGGAGUGAACCCCAACAAAGACACUAAGCCCCUCCACAUCAGAAGCCCCUGGUCUCUUCCUGUGGUCAGCCCUGCUCCCUCAGUCUCCACCAGCGGCCCCAUGGAUAUCGAAACCCUCCCCAGGAGUCCUGGCGGUGGCCAAUCAGAGAAGAGCAUGCCACUGCCCCUCGUAGCUGAUCUGCUGGAGACGUGUGUCGAUGAUGUCAUCCGGACACCUGUUCCCAUGGCGACAGCAGGCCUGCCUGCGGAGGCGGGGCCAAGCAUGGCAGCCUCCGCCUCCAGCCUCACGGCAGACGACACAGUCUCUCUUGCUGAGGCGGCAGCGCGGCUGAAGCAGCUGGAACUGGACAGUGCCCCACUCCCUGUCCCUUCCAGAGCUAACGUCAAUCUCAACAUGAACAACCAGGAGGACGUGGUGAAGCUCACAGAGAAGUGUCUGAACAGUGUGGGCAGCAGCCCUGUGCUCGCUCCACUGCGCCCCCCAGAGGACCUGAAGAGCAACAUCCUUAAAGCUCAGGCAGAGGCUGCCCUCAAGGGAUCACUGGAGGAGCACGUUGUGAUCGGGGACAAGAACACCAACCUACAGGAAGCAUCAGCCAGUGUUGAAAUGAUGGCUGCGGAUCUCAUGCCGUCAGCAACCAUGAUGGCUGCUGAAAUACUUAACGAAGGACUGCCAUCAAAGGCCAAACCAGAGGAGCUGGAGAUGCCCACCCUGCCGCCGCUGCCGGUCCCGCUGAGUGAUAACCUGAUAGAUUUCUCAGAUCCAACCCCAGUAUUACCACCAGCACCAGUGCAAUCUAAGUCCAUGAUAUCACCUCGCUGGAUCGUCCCUGCUGCACUGCCCACUGCCAUCUUUACUAACGGCCUCCUUGACCCCUCUGCCAAGACCGCCGCCCCUCUCCAACCUGAAGGGGGGACUCUUGCCCCAACCCUGCACCCCCAUCUGUUCUCUCAAACUCACAAUGUGAUUGCCACAAGCAUUGUUGCCCAGGUACCCAAGAAGGACGGCACAAAGCCCAAAGGUCUGUUGACCACUGAGCUCUGAGAGGGAAUCAGGGGGGCUAGCUUCUGCCCUGCUCACAACAAGUAUGUGCUAUUCCUGGCAUUCCCAAACUAGUGGGCUACUUCCCACCCUUAACACAAGAUUCAUUAUUUACUGCAUUUCCAAAACUGGGGAAAGUUCCUGUCCUAGUGACAACCAGCAACUCCUAUGGCAUUCCCAAACCAGCUGCAAUCAUGAAAUUGGAUUAUUGGAAUUCCUUCUCACUACAUUCCAGUUUAGAGAAGUAUUUAUUCUUUUUUUUUUUUUUUUUGUAUUUUAGUACUUUAGUUGUGUGUCACUGGUCCUCUCAUAAGCAUUCCUAAUUACCUACACAGUGUACACACAGUUCUUUUAGAUAUGUUUAUAGCAGGAAGGGACUGCAAUAAAUGCUGAGAGCUAAGGAAGAGGACAAAGCAAAGAUGACCAUGUCUGACUGGACUCUUUGAGACAAUUUUUUUGACACCCUUUGGCAUUGGGUACAUUCUUGUGUUCAGCACACCAUCUCCACACAGCCCAUUCAGGUAGAUGAUCUGUCAACCUGAGGCUGCCUACCUGGAUGAAGAACCACUGUAUCAAAGAACCUAGCCUCAUCACUGUACCUCAAACCGCUGAAUUAAAUUGGAGCACUGGAACUGGACUCUUAAUAGGAUGACAUUUUACUAUUUUUAUUUGAUUUUGUCUUGUUCUUUUUUCCCCUUUGAUUUUUUUAAGUGAAUUGUAUUGAUCAAGCGCCAGCAUUUAGUGUUCAGUUAGGACCUGGCUUUCACUAGAAUGUUCUGAUCCAGAUUACGACUCGAUCAUCUGAGGAUGACAACGGAAAUCUGUAGCAUGCAGGUAUGAAUUGAGCCACGCAUAAGUCAUAUCUAAAACGUUAUAUCUUUUCUAUAUCCAUAUAAAAACACUAGCUACGACCUGCCUUAUUUAGCUAGCUCAAUGUGAAAUUCUGAUUGUGUAACUUUAUACAACAAGGAACUACUAAUACCUCUAUUACUCCUGUGUCUAGGCCUAUACUUACUGUACUUUUAUUUUUUGUGUUACUGUAUGUGAUGGUAAUUUCUCAUCAUGUAGUCUUGACACUGUUUCUGGAUGUGGUCAUCAAUGAUUCUCAGGCUGACACGGGAAAUAGGCCUAUCACAAACUGGCACUCCAUUGGUUCUUCUCCAGACUAACCCAAUCACAUCUAGGAUCUCUGGCGGUACGAGUGAGUCAGUCAACUCUACUAUUGACUCACAUAAAUGUAUUUCAGAUAUCAGACUUUUUAUAUGUUGCCUCUGUGGACGGUAGAUCAGAAGUAGAUAUUUUGCGAGACUGUGUGCAGUAGAGGUAAAAGCAGAAGGAAUUAUUUUAAAUACUGCUAAUUUGACUAAGUCAACUGUGAGCUAUUAACACCCAUCUCAACAGAAAAGUCUUGAACAUCACGUUUAUUCAUUUUUUUGUGAAGUUUCAGAAUAAUUGAUGGUUUCUUGAUUAUGUUUUCGCUGGAAUACUUAAAAGAACGGCUAAGCUUUGUAAUACUAUCUCUCUCUAUUGGCUGUAUCAUGAGUUAUCUAAACUGAUUUGCCUGGCAAGAACAUUCUGUGUCAUAUAAAUGAUUUAUAUCUGCAUCAGAAAUUGUAGAGAUAGUGAUUGACCAACAUGAGUGCUCUGUGUACCUACCUAAUAACUUUUCUUUUUGCCUCUAUCUGAGAUGAGACUUUUCUUAGGUAGAAAUUAUACUUCACCAUGUAAGUGCAAUUUUUGCUGUAGCUCUUCUACGUUAAUUUAUUCCUCUUUUUGUAAGAGCACCCUUAUUCACACUGUAUUUAAGUUGUUUGUAGAUGUAAAAAUUGCUCUAGGUAUUGUCACCACACCAAUUUGUAUCAUGUACAUUGAUCAUCAUUACUUUUGAAGGAUUUGUAGACUGUUAAGCCAGUAGCAAUUUUGUACAAUGUAGUAAAUUCUUCAAGUAAAAAAAGUAUUCAAAAAAACAAGUGUGAAUUCUUCCAAUUAAUAUAUCUGGGCCUUGUCUCUACUACGACAAAUAAAUAAAUAAAA